AUGUUUGAAGUUCUCCACUGUACUGACCAGCAGAAGGUUCUCUAUUCUACCUUCGAACUGGCAUGGGAAGCCAAAAGAUGGUGGACAGUGGUGAGCCUGCUUGAGAAGCGAAGAGCUAACCCAUAUGGUAUGACGUGGAGCCGCUUCAAGGAGGUAUUUUUCAAGAGAUACUUCCUGGUUUCCACGUGUGACGCGAAGGCCGAUGAGUUCUCGAGCCUGAUGCAGGGAACCCUGAUGGUGCAGAGAUAUGCUGUCAAAUAUAUUGAGCUAUCUCGUUUCAUGCCGUACUUGGUCUCAAAUAAGUAUAAGAAGGCUCAGAGGCCACAUGUCAUGGAGUUGUUAGGCACAGAGGAGCGAUAUGCCUGCAUAGAGCCAGACCGUGGAAGUAAUCAGCUGCCUCGGGGGAAUUAUCAAGCAAACAUAGCUUCAGCGAGGGUGUACUCCCUUACUCCAGCAGAUACAGAACACGCUAGGAACGUGGUGAUAGGGUAUCAUCAGGUGAGAGUUAGGACUAAGGAUGUUGCGAAAAAUGCUUUUCGAACCAAAUACGGUCAUUACGAGUUUCUGGUCAUGCCUUUCGGGUUGACUAACGCUCAGACGGUAUUUAUGGACAUAAUGAUCAGGAUUUUCUAUGAAUAUCUAGAUCAGUUUGUAGUGGUAUUCAUGGAUGAUAUUCUGGUCGCAUUUCUAAGCUAUGUAGUGUCGAAGGGGGGUAUCUUAGUUGAUCUUGGUAAGAUAGAAGCAGUGAUUGACUGGGUAAGACCGAAGAGUGUACAGGAUGUUCAGAGUUUCCUAAGACUGGUUGGGUAUUACCAGCGGUUUGUGGAAGAAUUCUCGAAGUUAUUGGGCCCUCUGACACGGUUGAUGAGGAAGAGUACAGGGUCCUCAAACUAUGUUUAUCUUCUUUUCAAGAUGAACCCUAGGGAUAGCAGCGCUUACGCCAAUGGUGAUGAUGGUGCAGGCCCCUCUAGUGCAGGCGGCGGUGAUUCAGACGCAGUUUUGCGUAGUGUAGCUCAGCAAAUUAUGGCUGAUCGCACGAAGUUCUAA
Malania oleifera is the source of this 1047-nucleotide messenger RNA. RefSeq lists its product as uncharacterized. Lineage: Eukaryota; Viridiplantae; Streptophyta; Magnoliopsida; Santalales; Ximeniaceae. The transcript has 5 exons. The coding region runs from base 1 to 1047 and encodes 348 amino acids. The record is from RefSeq and is a predicted model, not a curated record.